AUGGUGGUUGAGAUAUUCUACAGAUGCGAGGAACUUAUGAGUUUUGUUGAUGAUAGACUGUUUCUGGAUGUUAUUUCCAACUGGUUUGUUCUGAGAAAUGGGCUUUUGUUGUGCUUCCAGUCAUCAAAAUUGGCUUUGCCGGAUUACUUAAGUAGCUUGAAUAGAAACUCGACAGUCGAAUAUACGUUUUUGAUUGAAAGAAGCAGACGGGUAGUCGAUUUUGUAAACCAGGGCCGGAUUUUUCCGUUUAUGACAGACUGCCGUCUAGACGAAAUCAAACUAAGCAAGAGCACGUUUAGGUAUCUCAUUUGCAGAAGAGUUGAUAUUCCUUCACUAAUGGCCUACUGCGAUCUUUCAAACGAGGAAGUUCAACUAAUUGCUGAAAAAAUAGUAAACGAUCAAGGGUUUCGGAAUGGUUGUAGGAAAUUCAUCGAGGAUCAGGGCAUAUUAAGUAGCACUAUGCUGAUUAUUGCAUCCCUAUGUAAUGCCAAAGCAGAGUUAAGAAAUAGCGUCUCCCCUAGCAUUCAUAAGUACUACUGUGGGAAGCAUUUUGAUAGUAUCUACAUGCCAUUUUCUGCUUUUUAUCCUAUUCUUGAAUUAUCACAGUUAGAGGUAUAUUUUCUGUAUUUAUUUCACAAAUCUGAUAUUAAGCAUGACCUUGAAGACAUUGUCGAGUCGCUCAAGACUAACAAUACGAUUUGUGAAAUGCCAAAUUCCAGCACGAUACUCGAGCCAAGCUUUUUUUCAAUAGAUUGCAGACUACCAGCGACUAUAAAAGAGCGAUCAACGCAAGCACAGAUCUUAGACUUGGUGCUGAGUAAAGGCUAUUCGAUUGGGUAUGAUCCCGAUAUUUAUAAAUAUUUGCCUGAGUUACAAAAUGAGACGUAUUUUCAGAGUGUUUGUAAAAAGUUUGCCAGGGAGAUAAUUGAGGAUGAAAUUUUUGAUCCGUUACCUGUAUUUUUGAAGGACAUAUCCCCUGUGCUUGAUUAUUUAAGAUUAAAAGUGUCUGAUGAAAGUAGAUAUGGGAAUACUAACACUGGUGCGAAGGACACGAGAGCGGAUUUCUCCUCUCAGCACAAUAGCUUUGUGUGUAGCCUUGAUACGUUGCAUACGUCUGUCCUUCUAUCAAGCUCAGAGUUCUCAUCUGAAAAGCCCAAGUAUCAUGAUGCUCUUGAAAAUCGUAGUGAGAUUGAUGCUGCGCUUCCACUUUUGUACUUCAGAGAAUGCGAGUGGUUAGACGAUGACGAAAGGUUGGUUUUGCUAGAAUAUUACAUGGCUAAGCUUGACAUUAAUGUUGUUGUAGACAAUUUUCUAUGCACAAAGAAUCCUUCAGCUAAAACAGUGCUAUAUUUUACAAAUAAUAUACAGAACAUCGACGAUAAACUGCUCAGAGCCAGGGUGUGUUGUAAGCUUUCUAUUCCGUUCAAUUCACAUGAUCUUUCUGAAGCAGAUAUCAAAUUUAUUGUUGAUAUGUCUGACGAUGUAUUCCAGCUCAGACAGUACAUGUACUCCAACAAGAUCUCCAAAACAUGCAUUGCAAAGUUUAUAUCGAAGCUUACAGCAGAACAAACAGAUGUCAUGUUGAGUGAAAUAGAUUGUGUUGGUGCAAAUCCAGAUUUUCUUGCUGCUUUUAUAACCCACAUUACAUCACAGUAUGAGUUUUCAUAUAUUUGCAAUUUGCUAUCAAAACUUCUUGACCUGAAGGUAGCAGAAAUAGUUAAGAAAAUUCAGAAAUACCUUAUUAGGCUAUUCAAUGGUUUGUUUGUUCAAGAAGAUUACAUUCCUCUGGCCGAGAGUUUGUAUUCAAGGAUGCUUGGAUUUGAGGAUUGUGAAAUCAAAAGCAACAACGACAAAAUAUUAAUUUUAAUUGGCAGUGCAGCCAAGAUGAUGAAAAAGGAGCCAUUCAUUGGCAAUUUAAAAGCAAAUGAAUAA
Molecule: messenger RNA, 1932 nt
Organism: Vittaforma corneae ATCC 50505
Lineage: Eukaryota; Fungi; Microsporidia; Nosematidae
Exons: 1
Coding region: 1-1932 (643 amino acids)
Source: RefSeq, a predicted model, not a curated record